Penicillium odoratum is the source of this 1281-nucleotide messenger RNA. RefSeq names its product wax synthase family protein. Bases 1 to 1281 code for a protein of 426 amino acids. The transcript has 2 exons. Gene Ontology annotation, biological process: lipid metabolic process. The record is from RefSeq and is a predicted model, not a curated record. NCBI's taxonomy places the organism in Eukaryota, Fungi, Ascomycota, Eurotiomycetes, Eurotiales, Aspergillaceae.
AUGAAAUAUCCGCCUGAUCUACCCGACUUUCUCUGCGGUGCCCUAGUGCAAUCGCUGCUCCCUGCGACGCUCCUGCUGACGACAUCCAAAGGGUCUGCUCUCCGCUACAUGUCAAUUCCAUGCAUGGUAUGGAUCGCAAGCCGUCUGGUGUAUCCUGUGCCAGGCAUUGAUACGCUUAGACUGAACGCAGUUUCGAUGCUGCCAUUGAUGGCUCUCCAAGCAGCAAACCUCAUGCUGAUCAAUCCGCUGGACCGAGAAAACCUUUGCGCUGAGAAGCCAGAGCAUACUAUUUCAUGCUUCGGACGUCUCAGUUAUGCACUUCAGGUAUUGGCCCAGCCUCGUGGUGUGAACACGCCUCGCCAGGUGAAAAAUGUUCCCCCUCAUCCGGCCUACUAUAUCCGCAGCGGCAGCCUGACGCCGUGCCGUGGUCGCUUUUUGACUAGACAGUGCGCUAUACUAGCCUGGUAUUACCUGUGCCUUGAUUUUUUACAAACAGUCGCUCGUCAGCAAGCGACGGACGAAGGCUCCCAAUCAAAAUUCUCACCGAUUGAGUGGGCUGUACCGGUGGACAAAUGGAUCGAGCGGGUGAUUACGAACCUUGUCACCUGGCUCGUCGUGACCCGUAUAAUCAUCGAUACCUAUUACCGCGCGUCAUCCAUCAUAUUCGUAGGAUUGCGACUGGAUUCUCCCUCCAAUUGGCCGCCCGCUUUUGGACGCGUGGCAGAUGCCUACACUCUACGAAAUUUCUGGGGGAAAUUCUGGCAUCAAUUACUACGCCAACAAUUUACGUCUCUCAGCAACUUUAUUGCGCGUGAUAUUUUGCGUCUCCCAAGACCUUCCAUACAGGAGCGGUACACCAACAUCUUCAUAGUUUUCCUCCUUUCAGGCUUGUUGCAUUUCAUGAUAAAUUACUUGCAGGCCAUCCCACUUCAGCAUUCCGGGGCGAUGUUGUUUUUUACUUCUAUGGUGCUGGGCAUCAUGUUCGAAGAUGGCAUACAGGCAGUCUGGAAACGAAUCAUGGCUCCCUCUGGAGUGCACCUACCUACCAUCCCGGAGAGCGCUUCCGUAUCGCCGUGGAAGAGGGCUAUUGGUAUGUGUUGGGUUACGGCGUGGAUAGGCGUAUUGUCGACUGUCUAUUUUGAACCCCAAUCGCAGCUGCCAAAAGAAGAGACCAGCUUGGUCCCUUUCAGCGUUGUCGAACGACUUGGCCUUCGAUUUGCUGUGGGGAUCUUGGUGACUAGUGGUGUUAUAUUGAGUAUUGUUUUCCGAACACAGAUAUGA